This is a messenger RNA of Helianthus annuus (common sunflower), 1878 nucleotides long. Its product is annotated as F-box protein SKIP2. NCBI's taxonomy places the organism in Eukaryota, Viridiplantae, Streptophyta, Magnoliopsida, Asterales, Asteraceae. Bases 68 to 1672 code for a protein of 534 amino acids. Gene Ontology annotation, biological process: SCF-dependent proteasomal ubiquitin-dependent protein catabolic process. Gene Ontology annotation, cellular component: SCF ubiquitin ligase complex. The transcript has a single exon. Gene Ontology annotation, molecular function: protein binding. The record is from RefSeq and is a predicted model, not a curated record.
AAUCAUCAAAACAGAAAAAAAAAACAACAAUUAAAAAAAAGACUAUUUCCAAUUUUCCACCUGUAUUAUGGGCCAAUCCCCCUCCUCCCACGCGCCGCCGCCUGCCGGUGUAUCCAACUACCGUCCGGUCACUCCUCCACCGUCUUCCUCCGCCGCCACGUCAGAAAUUCAUUCUCGUAAACACUCGCAAGAGGAAUCUGAUGAGUUAUCCGAUUCAAUAAUCGAUUAUUCUUCUGAAAUUCCUGACGAUUGUUUAGCCCUAAUUUUCCAGUUCGUAACUUCCGGCGACCGGAAACGCUGCUCGCUUGUAUCCAAACGGUGGCUACUGGUCGAAGGUCAAAGCCGCCACCGUCUCACACUCAACGCACAAUCGGAACUCCUUCCGAUCAUUCCGUCACUGUUUUCACGGUACGAUUCUGUAACAAAACUCUCUUUACGUUGCGACCGUAGAUCCGUUAGCUUAAACGACGCCGGAUUGAUUCAGAUCUCUCUCCGGUGCCGGAACCUCACGCGCGUUAAACUACGCGGCUGCCGAGAAAUCACCGAGUUAGGUAUGGCAGCGUUAGGUAAUACCUGUAAAAAUUUGAAGAAAUUCUCAUGUGGAUCUUGUAAUUUUGGCGCCAAAGGAUUAAACGCGUUUUUAGAUAAUUGUUCUUCACUUGAGGAACUAUCGGUUAAGCGUUUACGUGGUAUAGAUGAUGGUGGAGCACCGGAGCCGAUCGGUCCCGGUGCAAGUGAUGGCUCACUCAGAUCUAUAGUUCUUAAGGAGCUUUAUAACGGUCAGUUGUUUGGACCGUUGAUUUGCGGUGCGAAGAAGCUGAAAACGUUGAAGUUGAUUCGGUGUUUAGGCGAUUGGGAUAGGAUAUUGGAGACGAUAAGCGAUUAUGAUAGUUCAGAUAGUUCAUUAGUUGAAGUUCAUUUGGAGAGAGUUCAGGUGAGUGAUAUAGGUCUUUCGGCGUUAUCUAAGUGUGCAAAUUUGGAGAUUUUGCAUAUGAUUAAGACUCCGGAUUGUACUAAUACCGGUGUUAUGGAAGUGGCUGAGCGUUGUAAGUUGUUGAGAAAGGUUCAUAUUGAUGGGUGGAAGACGAAUAGGAUCGGAAAUGAGGGUUUAAUCGCAAUUGCGAAGCAUAGUGUAAACCUGCAAGAGCUGGUUUUGAUUGGAAUUAACCCUAGCUCGGUUAGCUUAGAAGCUAUCGCGAUGAAUUGUAAGAAACUGGAAAGAUUGGCCCUGUGUGGAAGUGAGACAAUAGCGGAUAGUGAGAUUUCUUGUAUCGCGUCGAAAUGUGUUGCGUUGAAGAAGUUGUGUAUUAAAAGGUGUCCUGUUUCGGAUGAAGGGAUCGAGGCAUUUGCUUUUGGUUGCCCGAAUUUGGUUAAGAUUAAGGUGAAGAAAUGUAGGAAUGUGACGGGAGAAGUUGGGGACUGGCUAAGAUCUAAGAGGGGAUCUUUGGUUGUUAAUUUGGAUGUCUGUGCAGCUGAAGUUGAAAAUGUGGAUGCACAAGAGGAGCCAGUGGAAUUUUCGGCUACAAUGAACCAGGAGUCUCUGGCUACUAGCGCUAGUGGCCGAGGAUCCAUUUUCAGGACACGGUUUGGGGUUUUGGGAGGUAGGGGUUUUGUGACUAGCACUUUCAGGAGAUGGUCAGUUGGUAACAGCAGCUCCAAUGGUAACUUAUGAACUGUAUCUUACAAUGUGAACCACAAUCACCAAUUGUUCUUUCUAUUUAAUCAUACUGUAAUUUAUGCACCACGUAAAUUACUUACAAACAAUCAAUUGUUUUCUUUUUCGUUUACUUUGUAUACCUCGUAAAUUACUUCGUAAUCUUUGUGUCAUUGUUUUCUUGAUGUAUAUCAAUUUUAUGAAUGCAAUUUCUUAUUUAAUCC